GGAGAGCGCGUGAGCCGGAGCCGUGGGAACAUGCCAGAGGUUCCGUCCGAAGCUCCGGAGGUGUCCCGGAAAAGGGGUGCUGAUCCAGGCCCGCUAAUCAAGCACGGCCCGGAGAGGAAGAGGGCCUGCUGGGGAAUUCUGACCAGCCAAGGGUCGUGGGCAGAUCGCUCUCCUCUCCAUGAAGCAGCCUCUCAGGGUCGACUGCUUGCCCUGCGCACUCUGCUAGCCCAGGGUUAUCACGCUAACAUUGUGACCAUUGACCAUGUGACCCCUCUCCAUGAAGCCUGCCUGUCGGGACACGUAGCAUCUGUGAGACUGUUAAUAAAUGCUGGAGCUAAUGUAAAUGCCGCAACCAUCGAUGGGGUCACUCCUCUGUAUAACAGUUGUGCCUCUGGGAGUGUUGGUUGUAUGGAGCUGCUGCUGCAGAAUGGAGCACACACACACACGACACACACACACUAUCCCUCGCCUUUGCAUGAAGCCUGCAAAAGAGGAAACAGCCAGUGUGUGGAGUCCCUACUCUGUAAUGGAGCAGAUCCCGACUAUGAAGUGUCCCACUUGGGCUCUCCCCUUUACAUGAGCUGUCUAUACCAACACACAGCCUGCUCAAAGAUGCUGCUGCACAGAGGAGCCAAUGUUAACGUUGGCAGAGGAGGCGACAGCCCUCUGCAUGCAGCUGUCAGACAGGGCAGUGCCGAUCAGGUGUCAGUGUUACUGGACUACGGAGCAGACGUCAACCUCAGAGACAGUAACAAUCAGCGGCCGGUGGAAGUCGCGCCUCCUGGUGGAAAAACGCAACAGCUGCUGCUAGCGUUUGAAGUUUCUCCAAGGAGUCUCUGCCAGUUGUGUCGUCUCCAAAUCAGAAAGCUGCUUGGACGAUCCAGGCUGACGUUGCUCCCCCUCCUUCCUCUUCCUUCCAGGCUCACUCACUAUCUGGAGCACACAUAGGCUGAUGGACACACGCUUAGGCAGCCACUUCUUUAACCUUUUGAGUUUGUGUGUACCUUGUUGUUUGUAUGAAGAGUUGAAACCAGAAGUUUACAUCCACUGUAUAAAAAGACAUUUAACCUUU
This is a messenger RNA of Stegastes partitus (bicolor damselfish), 1072 nucleotides long. Its product is annotated as ankyrin repeat and SOCS box protein 5-like. Gene Ontology annotation, biological process: intracellular signal transduction; protein ubiquitination; positive regulation of protein catabolic process. The record is from RefSeq and is a predicted model, not a curated record. NCBI's taxonomy places the organism in Eukaryota, Metazoa, Chordata, Actinopteri, Pomacentridae. The coding region runs from base 31 to 948 and encodes 305 amino acids. Gene Ontology annotation, molecular function: protein binding. The transcript has 7 exons.